This is a messenger RNA of Tetrahymena thermophila SB210, 3630 nucleotides long. Its product is annotated as zinc finger lsd1 subclass family protein. The transcript is spliced from 12 exons. The record is from RefSeq and is a predicted model, not a curated record. NCBI's taxonomy places the organism in Eukaryota, Ciliophora, Oligohymenophorea, Hymenostomatida, Tetrahymenidae.
UUGAUAAAGUAAUAAAAAAAGUAGAAGAAACAUUUAAUUUAAUUUUGUUAAGGUUAAUUUUUAAAUUUUGUAAAAAUGAUGACUACCAAAUAUACUUCACUCCUAUAAAUUCUUAUUUUAAUACAUGUAGCUUGUGGAGCUGAGUAGAUUGUGGCAUAGGAGUUGACUUCAAAUUUCAAUAGCUCUGGCGUUUAAUGGGUUUCAAAUAAAGUAUCCUAAUGCUAAACGACUGAUUUUACAGAAUUUUCAAACUAAAGUGUGAUGGGAUUUUUUGGAUAAGGUGAUACUACUUCUUCUAAAACAUUUACAAAUAUUCCUCCUCAUUGGAGUCUAUCAAUCAGAUUUGACUUGAUUCUUUAUUAAUCUUUAGAUCCUAAUGAUUACAUCUAUGUUAAGAUUAAUGGAAACACAGAUACAUAUCAAAAAUAGAGUGCUGGUGGUGGAUAAUUUUUAUGCUUUCCAUCAAACGGAUGGAGGGAUGAAUUAGUCCUAUACUAUUAUAAUAUUACGCAUUCAAGUUCUUCCAUAACUGUAGCAAUUCAAUCUCAAACAGACGAAGCUAUAAGUAAUGAGGGUUAUGGUUUUAAGAAUUUUUAUCUAUAUGUAGAUACUUGUCAUGACUCUUGCUUAACUUGUAGUGGUCCUACAGCAAAUCAAUGUCUAAAAUGCCCACCUAAUUCUACUUAAAGUGGAAAUACUUGCACAUGCAGUCCGGGUUACUCUGCGUUAAGCAAUUAAUGCAUUCUAACUUGUCAAGCAGGAUACGUUAAAGAUUCUACAGGUUAACUGUGUGUUUAAGAUUUUUGUAGCACUUCUACAUGUAAUACUUGCUCAAGUGGUUUGUGUACAUCUUGUAAAUCAGGAUUUUUUUUACUAAACGGAUAUUGUGUAUCAAGCUGCCCAUCAUACUCUACAUUAAAUGGGUAGUAAUGUUAAGAUUUAAAAUCUUUAACUAGCUAUGGAAACUAUUUGCUGUAAACUAUGUUUAAUACAUAUUUUGGUGAGAGUGAAAUUAAAGGCGCUGGCCUCACUACCUCAGGAUUUUUAGGUUUUAAUUCGAAAUCUAGUAGGGCAUUAACAACUGUUUGUAAUGGUAAAACAAUAUUAGGUGGAGCAUAUUUAAGUUCACUGAAUGCUUAGAUUUCUAGUUCGUUUACUGGAUUAUAACCUCACUGGUCUAUUGCAAUAGGAUAUACUUUAUAUAAAAUUGAUUCAUGGGAUAAUGAAAAUGUUUAAUUAAUUGUAGAUGGAAGUGCUUAGAUUACAACAGUAAGAGGCUUAAGUGAUGGGGGUGCAAAUUUAUGUGGAAGAGUAUAAUAUAAUGAUUAAAUAAUCUACAAUUUUAAAAAUUUUACACAUACAAGUACUUCGCUUAGCUUAUAAUUCAAAACAAAUUUAGACACAGAACCUUUUGAUGAGUCAUAUGGUAUAAGAGAGUUAUUUGUGCUUGUUGAUUAUUGUUCCCCUAAUUGUUUAGUCUGUGAUGCUAAAGGAUGUAGUAAAUGUUCCUCCAGCUAUUUUCUGUAUAACCUUUAAUGUGUAUCUACAUGCCCAGAUGGAUUUGCUACAGAUUCAAAUAAAAUUUGUCAACCAUGUGAUUCUACAUGCUUAACUUGCUCAACUCCUUAGAGCAACACUUCCUGCUUAACUUGUAAGACUAAUACAUAUUUAAAUCCAAAUAAAUCCUGUCUAAGCAAUUGCCCUUCAAAAUAUUGGACUGACCAGACUAAUUGGAAAUGUUAAGUAUGUGAUCCUACAUGUUAUAAUUGUAUAAGUCCUGGAGAUUAAAAUUCAUGUACAAGUUGCUCGGGUACUUUGUACUUAUUUUCUAAUUAGUGCAUAAACACAUGUCCUACUAAUACGUUCUAUUUAACAUAAACUAACAAUAAUAUUUGUUAACCUUGUCAUAAUUCUUGCAAAACAUGCGAUGGGCCAAACAACAAUAAUUGUUAAAGUUGUUUAGCUCUAAGUUUAUUUUAAUAGAGCUCAAAAACAUGUGUAUCUUAGUGUAAUCCAAAUCAAUACUAAAAUAAUUCAGAUCCUAACAAUUUAAUUUGUUCUUCUUGCGAUCCAUCAUGUGCAACAUGUUCAGGUCCUAAUAAUAAUAAUUGUGUUACAUGCACUGGAAGUUUAUUCUUAUAUUAAAAUUAAUGUAUUUCUAACUGUCCUAAAAAGUAUUAUAAUAAUACUCAGAAUAAUUAGUGUACUUAGUGUGACUCUAGCUGCUAUACAUGCAAUGGAAUAGCUACUAAUAAUUGUACAUCUUGUUAAUUACCUUUAUAUUUUGAACCUACAUCAAAUUAGUGUCUUUAAAAUUGCAAUUCAAAUCAAUAUCCUGACACAAAUUCUAUCUCAUGUAAAUAAUGUGAUAAUUCCUGCUUAACAUGUGAUGGUCCAUCUACUUCAAAUUGUAAAAGCUGCAUAUAAGGACUAUUUUUAUAAAGUAAAUAAUGCUUAUCUAAAUGUGAUGAUUCCUAUUUUGUCCUAUCUUCUACUAAUAUUUGCUAAAAAUGCGAUGCAACAUGCUACAACUGUUAAAGUCCUGGAGACUCAAAUUCUUGCACAAGUUGCAGUGGAUCAUUAUAUUUGUAUUAAAAUUAAUGCAUAAGCACAUGUCCUUCCAAUACCUUUCCUAUAUUAUAAACUAAUAACAAUAUUUGUUAACCAUGUGAUUAAUCAUGUCAAACUUGCAAUGGAGCUGGCAACAAUAACUGCUUGAGCUGCUAAGCCCCAGAUUUAUUUUAUUAACAAACCUCUAAAAUGUGUGUAUAAACAUGCAAUACUAAUUAAUAUUAAAAUACAAGUAAUUAAACAUGUUCUUCUUGUGAUCCUUCAUGUGCCUCUUGUUCUGGUCCUAGUAAUAAAAAUUGUCUCUCUUGCUCUGGAAACACAUUUUUAUAUCAAAACUAAUGUAUAGCCUAAUGUCCAGUAAAUUAUUAUAACAAUACUUAAAACAACUAGUGUAGUCCAUGCGACUCUACAUGCUAUACGUGUAACGGGGCUAACAAUAAUAAUUGUUUAAGCUGCAAAGCCCCUUACUUUUAUUAAUAGGUCUCUAGUACAUGUGUAUCCAAAUGCAAUUUAGAUUAAUACUAAAAUCAAAUUAAUUAAACAUGUUCUUCUUGUGAUCCAUCGUGUGCCUCUUGUUCUGGUCCUACUAAUAGCAACUGUCUCUCUUGCUCUGGUAACACAUUUUUAUUUGAAAACUAGUGUAUUACCUAAUGUCCAGUAAACUAUUAUAAUAAUUCUAAAAAUAACCAGUGUACUCCAUGUGACUCUACUUGUUUUACGUGCUAUGGAGGUUCUUCUAAUAAUUGUUAAUCUUGUUAAUUACCUAGAUACUUAGACCCUGUUCAAAAUUAAUGUCUUACAACAUGCAAUUAUAAUUAAUAUCCUGAUGCAAACUCUGUUUCAUGUAAACAGUGUGAUUCUAAUUGCUAAACUUGUAAUGGACCAUCUACAUCUAAUUGCUUAAGCUGCAAAUAAGGAUUAUUUUUGCAAAAUAAUUAAUGUGUAUAAAUAUGUGAUGGUUCUUAUUAUCCUGACCCUUAAACUAACACUUGUUAAAAAUGUGACUCUUCCUGCUAAACGUGUUCUGGACCUUCUUAAUCUGAAGUAAUUUAAAAUUGA